Molecule: messenger RNA, 1763 nt
Organism: Mus caroli (Ryukyu mouse)
Lineage: Eukaryota; Metazoa; Chordata; Mammalia; Rodentia; Muridae
Source: RefSeq, a predicted model, not a curated record
GCGGUCUCGGCUCCAGCGGCAGUAGCAGCGGCGCCGGUCCCGUGUGCAGGAGCUCCUUUGCGGCCCAGUUUCUUGGCCAUCGCCUGCUCUCUCCACAGCGUCAGGACGAGUCCCGUGCGCGUCCGUCCGCGGAGGUCUUUCUCAUCUCGCUCGGCUGCGGGAAAUCGGGCUGAAGCGACUGAGUCCGCGAUGGAGAAAACUUUAGAAACUGUUCCUUUGGAGAGGAAAAAGAGAGAAAAGGAACAGUUCCGUAAGCUCUUUAUUGGUGGCUUAAGCUUUGAAACCACAGAAGAAAGUUUGAGAAACUACUAUGAGCAAUGGGGAAAGCUCACAGACUGUGUGGUUAUGCGGGAUCCUGCAAGCAAAAGAUCAAGAGGAUUUGGCUUUGUAACUUUCUCAUCCAUGGCCGAGGUUGACGCUGCCAUGGCUGCAAGGCCUCAUUCCAUUGAUGGCAGGGUAGUUGAGCCAAAACGCGCUGUAGCGAGAGAGGAGUCUGGAAAACCAGGAGCCCAUGUGACUGUGAAGAAGCUGUUUGUCGGUGGAAUUAAGGAAGAUACUGAGGAGCACCACCUUAGAGAUUACUUUGAAGAGUAUGGAAAAAUUGAUACUAUUGAAAUAAUUACCGAUAGGCAGUCUGGAAAGAAAAGAGGCUUUGGCUUUGUUACUUUUGAUGACCAUGAUCCUGUGGAUAAAAUUGUCUUGCAAAAAUAUCACACCAUAAAUGGUCACAAUGCAGAAGUUAGAAAGGCAUUGUCUAGACAAGAAAUGCAGGAAGUCCAAAGUUCUAGGAGUGGAAGAGGAGGAAACUUUGGUUUUGGGGAUUCUCGUGGUGGCGGUGGCAAUUUUGGACCGGGACCAGGAAGCAACUUUAGGGGGGGAUCUGAUGGAUACGGAAGUGGACGUGGAUUUGGGGAUGGCUAUAAUGGGUAUGGAGGAGGACCUGGAGGUGGCAAUUUUGGAGGUAGCCCUGGUUAUGGAGGAGGAAGAGGAGGAUAUGGUGGUGGAGGACCUGGAUAUGGCAACCAGGGUGGGGGCUACGGAGGUGGUUAUGACAACUAUGGAGGAGGAAAUUAUGGAAGUGGAAGUUACAAUGAUUUUGGAAAUUAUAACCAGCAGCCUUCUAACUAUGGUCCAAUGAAGAGUGGAAACUUUGGGGGUAGCAGGAACAUGGGAGGACCAUAUGGUGGAGGGAAUUAUGGUCCUGGAGGAAGUGGAGGAAGUGGUGGCUAUGGUGGAAGGAGCAGAUAUUAAGCUUCUUCCUACUUACCAUGGGCUUCACUGUAUAAAUAGGAGAGGAUGAGAGCCCAGAGGUAACAGAACAGCUUCAGGUUAUCGAAAUAACAUGUUAAGGAAACUCUUAUCUCAGUCAUGCAUAAAUAUGCAGUGAUAUGGCAGAAGACACCAGAGCAGAUGCAGAGAGCCAUUUUGUGAAUGGAUUGGAUUAUUUAAUAACAUUACCUUACUGUGGAGGAAGGAUUGUAAAAAAUGCCUUUGAGACAGUUUCUUAGCUUUUUAAUUGUUGUUUCUUUCUAGUGGUCUUUGUAAGAGUGUAGAAGCAUUCCUUCUUUGAUAAUGUUAAAUUUGUAAGUUUCAGGUGACAUGUGAAACCUUUUUUAAGAUUUUUCUCAAAAGUUUUGAAAAGCUAUUAGCCAGGAUCAUGGUGUAAUAAGACAUAACGUUUUUCCUUUAAAAAUUUUAAGUGCGUGUGUAGAGUUAAGAAGCUGUUGUACAUUUAUGAUUUAAUAAAAUAAUUCUAAAGGAAA